Messenger RNA from Lactuca sativa (garden lettuce), 1919 nucleotides. Its product is annotated as protein CORTICAL MICROTUBULE DISORDERING 4. NCBI's taxonomy places the organism in Eukaryota, Viridiplantae, Streptophyta, Magnoliopsida, Asterales, Asteraceae. The record is from RefSeq and is a predicted model, not a curated record.
UCGUUGAGAAGUUUCAGGGGCUUUCGUCAUCUUCUCCGGAGCGUAUCCAUAUUCAUUAUUCAAUUAUUCAAUAACAAAAACUUCAUUUCAAAGUUCAAACUUGGUCGUUGAGAAUACUCUGCCCGCCUAUAAUGAAUUAUGAACCCAUCAAUAAUACCGUGACACAACAGCGAAGAUAAUCUAUGAUGGAAUUGAACCAUCAUCAAUGACAUGAACUAGUUUGUGCUUCCGGAUUUCAAUCUUUGAUUCUUUUGAAGAACCCCUGUUUCCUGUUUUAAUGGCGACGUUGAUACCGGGGGUUUUAUUGAAGUUACUGGAUGGGAUGGAUUCAGGGGUGAAGCCGACAAGUGAACAUAGGAGUUCACUUUUACAAGUUACAGAUAUUAUGCCAGCUGAUCUUGAUGAGAAAGAUCUCUGGCCAAAACAUGGAUUUUACAUAAAACUUUCGGAUUCAUCUCAUUCAAUCUACGCGAGAUUACCUUUAGAAAAAGACGAUCUUGUUCUCAGUAAUAAAAUGCAGCUUGGCCAGUUCAUUCAUGUUGAAAAACUGGAGUCUGGUUCCCCUGUUCCUAUAGCUAAAGGAGUGAAACCACUUCCAGGACGCCACCCGUUUGUUGGAAUGCCUGAACCAUUGAUCGGGUUAAAAGGAAAACAGGAAACGAAUCAGUUAAAAGGAAAUCUUCAUCUGAAUUCAAAAUCAUCUGCUUCUAGAAGGGGUUCUUGGGGUACAAAGGGAGAACAUGGAGUUUGUGCAUCACCUAUAGCGUUAAAGCCAUGUCCUUUGAAGUUUGAUCAAUGUACACCUGUAAAAGUGAGGUCUUCGAUGAUUAGCUCUAGAUCAGCUGAGAAGAGAAGCUCAAAUGGAAGGGUAUCAAUGUCUAAAUUGACUGAAAGUCCUGUGACUAGUGUAAAGAAAAGCUGUGUUACUUCUUCUAUGGUGAAGAUUCCAAGGAGCAGCAAGAGUGGCACAUGUGACAAAGGUGCAAAGAUGUCAACAAGUCCCUACAACUCAGCUGAAAAGAAAAGUGCCACAUCACCCCGAAGUUUACAGAGUAAACAAAUGGUGUCUUCUCCCAUUUCUGGUGUUAACACGAAGGAAUGCUUGAAUACAAAUAUUACCUCACAAGUGAAGUCUCCAAAUCCUCAUUCAUCUUCUGAGACCUCUUUAUUUAAUCUGCCACGAAAGCUUAGCUUACUGGGAAAGGAAGCCAUCCAACAACGAGAAAAAGCACAGAAAAUUGCCCUUCAAGCGCUUAGAAAUGCCUCAGCCACUGAAACUAUUGUUUGGUCUCUCAAGAGCUUAUCUACUUUGAGCAAGUUGGCUAACCCUGAGGAUCCAACAGAUUGUUUUGAUCAAUUUCUUGAAUUCCAUAACCAAAUAGUUCAAGCCAUAGCCGAUAUGGUGUCAAUUAAAUCAGCAACAGAAGUCAACAAUAUCAUGAACAACUCCAAUCAAAAGUCAACAGUCUUGGGAAAACACACGAGGUCAUCAAAUGUUAACCAAAAGGGUAAAAUGGGAACAUGUAAACAAAAUGGAAACAAGCAUUCGUGUCUGAAUGAUACGAUUAAACUAGGAAAGCAGAUUGAGAGAGAGGCUGGAAAUUGGUUCAUGGAGUUUUUGGAGAAAGCUUUGGAAAAGGGUAUGGGGGAAUCAAAGUUUAUAAAAGUUCAUAAAUCACUUGUAAUGAAGGUUAUGAAAUGGGUGGAAGUUGAACAAUGUGAUUCUAGCAAGAGGUUAGUGAAUCCUAAAGCAAUUGAAAUUGCAAGGAAGUUGAGGAUCAAGGUGAAGAGCCCUUGAAUAUUGAUGUAAAUUGAUUUUUGUAUCAAAUGUUGUUUGAUACAAUAAAAAACAUGGGUGUAGUUUGCAUAAAGUGAUGAGUUUAAAUACAAAAAAUUUGGGUUGAACCAAAUGCUUACAA